This is a messenger RNA of Drosophila willistoni, 2197 nucleotides long. RefSeq names its product dihydrolipoyllysine-residue acetyltransferase component of pyruvate dehydrogenase complex, mitochondrial (gene muc). The transcript has 7 exons. Bases 291 to 1814 code for a protein of 507 amino acids. The record is from RefSeq and is a predicted model, not a curated record. Lineage: Eukaryota; Metazoa; Arthropoda; Insecta; Diptera; Drosophilidae. Gene Ontology annotation, cellular component: pyruvate dehydrogenase complex. Gene Ontology annotation, molecular function: dihydrolipoyllysine-residue acetyltransferase activity. Gene Ontology annotation, biological process: pyruvate decarboxylation to acetyl-CoA.
AAAUAAGGUCGGCCAACAUUUUUUCGUGUCGUAAACUUUUUUCGACACUUUUUUUGCCCUCUCUCUCCGGCUAACGAUUUUAUUGUCUAAAUUUUUACGAAAAUAUUAAGUGUUUUUGUGGUAUAUCGAAGAACAACCAUUCAUACACAUCCCACCACUUAGGCACACACAUACACAUACACACACCUCUCACACGCAUUCGACGAAGGAGCUAAAAGCCUACGGCAGCAUAACGGUGGUAAACGUGUAAUAACAACAAAAACAACGAAAGCAACAGAAAAAGACAAAAAAUGCUGCGUUCUAUUGCAACAAAAGGAAGCGAACUAGGAGCUCUGCGUUCCCUUAUCCUGCUACGUACGGCCCGCCGAUCGCCUGGAACUGGAGUGCGCGCCCUUAGCACACAGCUGAUCAAUUCACGGAAUCUCCAGGCCAUCAGGACACUGACUGCAAAAUUGGAAAGUAGAACCAAACCCGUUGGUGUCUGGAGCUAUAACUUUGCCCGUAACUAUGCCAGUCUACCGGAACACAUCCGAGUGCCAUUGCCCGCACUGUCCCCUACCAUGGAGCGGGGCUCCAUCGUUAGCUGGGAGAAGAAAGAGGGCGAUAAACUGAAUGAGGGUGAUUUGCUGUGCGAAAUCGAAACUGAUAAAGCCACCAUGGGUUUCGAGACACCCGAGGAGGGUUAUUUGGCCAAGAUAUUGAUUGCCGGCGGUACCAAAGAUGUUCCUGUGGGACAAUUGGUGUGCAUUAUAGUGCCCGAUCAGGGUAGCAUAGCGGCCUUUAAGGAUUUCAAAGAUGAUGGAGCAGGAGCAGCUCCCCCCGCAGCAGCAGCAGCCCCACCACCACCACCGGCAGCAGCAGCAGCACCGGCACCUGUAGCAGCAGCUGCUCCAGCUCCUCCACCACCAGCACCAGCAGCAGGUCAGACCGCCUCAGAGCAACGGGGCGAUCGUGUUUAUGCCAGUCCCAUGGCCAAAAAAUUAGCCGAAGCACAAAAGCUGCGUCUACAAGGCAAAGGUAGCGGCGUCCAUGGCUCAAUUAAAUCUGGUGAUCUUGCAGAAGCAUCCGCAAGGGCCGCAGCAUCUGGUGGCGCCGCCGCAUCCAGGGCUCCAGGUGCUCGCUACACGGAUAUUCCAGUGACCAAUAUGCGUGCCAUUAUAGCCAAGCGUCUGCUCGAAUCGAAGACUCAACUCCCACACUAUUACGUGACCGUUCAGUGUCAAGUCGAUAAUCUCCUCAAGUUGCGCGCCAGGAUCAAUAAGAAGUACGAGAAGAAGGGUGUUCGCGUUUCGGUCAACGAUUUUAUCAUCAAGGCCACUGCCAUUGCCAGUCUUAAGGUGCCAGAGGCCAAUUCGUCGUGGAUGGAUUCGGUUAUUCGUCAAUAUGAUGAUGUCGAUGUCUCUGUGGCUGUUUCCACCGACAAGGGACUAAUCACUCCCAUUAUCUUCAAUGCCGAUCGUAAGGGUGUCAUCGAUAUCUCCAAGGAUGUAAAAGAACUGGCCGAAAAGGCUCGCCAGAAUAAACUGCAGCCCCAUGAGUUCCAAGGUGGCACCAUUUCGGUAUCGAAUCUGGGCAUGUUCGGUGUCAAUCAAUUCUGUGCCGUCAUCAAUCCUCCGCAAUCUUGCAUCUUGGCCAUUGGCACCACAACGAAACAGUUGGUACUGGAUCCAGAUAAUAUUAAGGGUUUCAAGGAAAUCAACCUGCUUACUGUCACUCUGAGUGCCGAUCAUCGGGUUGUUGAUGGCGCUGUGGCUGCCAGAUGGUUGCAACAUUUCCGUGACUUUAUUGAAGAUCCAGCCAAUAUGAUUUUGUAGAUCGAACGAGGACCAAGCACCAGCAAACAACAUUAGCAUCACCAACAACCAAACAACCAACAGCAACAACAACAAGAGCCUAGACUUGCGAAUGAAAGGAAAAGGAAUCAUCGUACAUAGAGGAGAAGACUCUGAUAAACGACACAAAAUGCUGCCCCUCUCAUCUACAAUUAUCAACAACUCUCUGUGGUGGGAUACGCGUUGCUCUAGGACAUAAACUAAUCGUUUCGGUGUAGUGUAUAUCUCUUUGGAUCUAUAUAUAUACACAUAUAUGUAAAAUGUUAUAUAUUUUUAAUCGGUAUCCAUUUGUAACAAAUUUAAUCGGCACUCAAUCCGACUUUUAGUAGUAAAGUGAAACCAAUUAUGUAUGAACUCACACUUCA